AUGAAAAACCUAAGGCGACCACCAGCACUUGCUCUCUUCUUCAACAGGCGGACUGCAAAAGAUCUUACAAGUUAUAUACCCACCGGCGACGAGUUAUCUCUGCGAAGAACCAACCUCCCUAAUCCCUAUAGACCUCAUUUGGUUUGGUUGCUUUAUAGGUGUAAAAUCUCUGCGACAAUGUUACCACAACGGAUGAAGAAGGGUAUCAUGGAUAACCCGAAGAAACUUGCAACCUUGAUUGAUCUUGUUAACUUGCCUUCGACACUAAGAGAAUUUGUUGGACAAUCGCAAAGUUCUAGAUUAGGUUGUUUUCGGCGUGUUUGGUCCUACAUAAAAGACAACAAUCUCCAGGAUCCAAAGAACAAGAACAUAGUCCAUUGUGAUGAAAAACUGAAGAGUAUUCUAUUGGGAAAAACUCAGGUGGAGCUAGAGGAACUUCCUAUGUUGAUCAAGCUGCAUUUUCCUAAGAACCAAAAGUGA
Molecule: messenger RNA, 480 nt
Organism: Lactuca saligna
Lineage: Eukaryota; Viridiplantae; Streptophyta; Magnoliopsida; Asterales; Asteraceae
Source: the annotation of a GenBank genome assembly